This is a messenger RNA of Leptopilina heterotoma, 797 nucleotides long. RefSeq lists its product as uncharacterized. The coding region runs from base 46 to 735 and encodes 229 amino acids. The transcript is spliced from 4 exons. The record is from RefSeq and is a predicted model, not a curated record. NCBI's taxonomy places the organism in Eukaryota, Metazoa, Arthropoda, Insecta, Hymenoptera, Figitidae.
GUUUUGCGUACAGAGUCACUUUAAUAGAAAUAACUCGUUAAGUAAAUGAUCAUUGAAAAAAUGUUGAGAUUUUUAAUUAUUCUUUCGCUAACUUGCGUCUUUCAUGCUAAAGCUGAUCCACUUGAUGAUUUAUUGUCAAUCGUGAAUAAAGAGGUGCCAAGGAUAUUAGAAAAUCACGACGAAUUUUCGAAUUCGAUAAUAAGUGCUAUUUAUGAUUUACGAGACUUUUCUUCAGAUAUCAUAUUUUCUGGCCCAUGGAAUUCUACGCUUUAUUUAAGUAAUGUUUUAAGUGAAACAGCAAGAACUAUCAAAGGAAAAGAAUGCAUUACUCGUAGGCAAGCAGAAUGGAAGGCGAAAAUUCCGUCUAUUAAUUCUGAGCUUUACAAGUGUGUUUAUGAUUUUAUAAAAAUGGGAGACGAGCUUCGAAAAAAAAUGCAAAAUGAAUACGAGAGAGGAUUGAAGAUAAAAGCGGCUCUUCUUGAUCUUCAAAGAAGCUGUUCUGGCAUUAAUUCUGUACCGAAUACAAUGUGCGUUAAUCGUGCAAUUGUAGUGCUUAGCGAUUCGUUUAAAACUAUAAUUGAAAGAAUGCGAUUUUUAGUUAUUGAUGGAAAAACAUUAAUAGCAAAAGUAUUAGGCGCAGCUAUGAACUGUAAUGCUAGACUAUUGGAUAAAGUGUUUAUAAUGACAACUGAUUUUCAAGAAACGUUGCGAAAGUGUCUCGUCCUUGAAAAUUAAGAACACUAAAUCUUUUCUGUAAAAUAUAUUAAAUAAAGAAUAAAUUAUUUAUUACACUCAAA